Messenger RNA from Rosa chinensis, 1570 nucleotides. Its product is annotated as zinc transporter 11. Gene Ontology annotation, biological process: zinc ion transmembrane transport. Gene Ontology annotation, cellular component: membrane. Gene Ontology annotation, molecular function: zinc ion transmembrane transporter activity. Lineage: Eukaryota; Viridiplantae; Streptophyta; Magnoliopsida; Rosales; Rosaceae. The record is from RefSeq and is a predicted model, not a curated record. The transcript is spliced from 3 exons. Bases 734 to 1570 code for a protein of 278 amino acids.
AAAGGGAUUUUAUCUGCGUUGACUUACAUAUCCCCAUUAUAAUGUCACAAUGCACCAUUGGAGUUGCAACUCCUGCUGCACUGCUCAGUUUGGGAAUGGAUGAACAUGUCUUUGUAAAGUAUAGAUUCAUUAAUAUAUUAAUUAAGGUACAAAGCAUCUGUCAGAUAUUUGAAUCCGACUGGUAUAUACUCUCUCUAGGUCUCGUGUUAUGGCAUGUCGACAAUGUGAUCAGAAUCUGAUUAGGUGUAUACCUAUCAUUUCUAAAAUUUUAUUCACAGUGAUAACUGCAUUUGAUUCUUUUACUUAGAGCAAGGAACAAUUGUACAUGAGAUUUGCCUAUAACAAUUGUUUAUACUCGAGCAUGCUGAUGCAUGAUCAGACCGAAAUAUUUUUUUACAAAACCAAAUGAAAAUAGAGAGCAGUUUAUACUUUUUAACAUGAUAUCAGAUUAGUGACUAAGAACUAGCUUGUUUUUUCCCUAAUUGUAAUUAAGGUAGAGUCCAAACCCACCAGUGUACAAUAACACACUGAACCCUUCCAACCCUUCCAUGUGCCAGAGAAGAAUGGCGUUCUUCUCUUCCUUUGCCUCACCCUCUCUUCCUUAGCCUACAGCAACCACGGCAAGGGUGAAACUGAAAAACACAAUGGUGCUCACUACCUUCGAUCUAAGGCUCUUAUCCUGGUCAAGAUUUGGUGCCUGCUGUUGGUCUUUGUUGGGACUUUUGCUGCAGGAAUGUCACCUUACUUCUUAAGGUGGAACGAGGCGUUCUUGGUUCUAGGCACACAGUUUGCUGGUGGUGUGUUUUUGGGAACAGCUCUCAUGCACUUCCUGAGUGAUUCAAACAAGACUUUUGAGGGCUUGACUGAAAAGGAGUACCCUUUUGCCUGUAUGCUGGCCUGUGUAGGGUUCUUGAUCACAAUGUUUGCAGAUUGUGUGGUUUCAUAUGUCUAUGCUAAGCAGAAGGACAGUCCAACCGACCCUGAAUUUCAAGGGAAGGACGAGGCUCACAAGAGCCAUGGCACCCACCACGUAGCAGCAGUUGGUUCAUUUGGGGACACCAUUUUGUUGAUCAUAGCCUUGUGCUUCCACUCUUUCUCUGAGGGCAUCGCUAUUGGAAUUGCAAAAACGAAAAUUGAUGCUUGGAAGGCUUUGUGGACAGUGUGUCUGCACAAAAUGAUUGCAGCCAUUGCCAUGAGCAUUGCUCUCCUCCGCAUGGUUCCCAAUCGUCCCUUCUUAUCAUGCAUGGCUUACGCUUUUAUCUUUGCCAUUUCUAGUCCAGUUGGUGUGGGAGUUGGGAUCAUAAUAGAUUCCACAACUGAAGGUUCAACAGCAGAUUGGAUGUUUGCUAUUUCUAUAGGCUUGGCUUGUGGAGUAUUCAUCUAUGUUUCGAUAAACCAUUUGCUUUCAAAGGGUUACACAGCUCACAAUGCAGUUUCUGUUGACAAACCCCAUUACAGGUUAUUGGCUGUUGUGUUUGGUAUUGGAGUAAUCUCUGUGGCCAUGAUCUGGGACACUUACGUCGCAUAUAUUGCUCAUCGAUCAUUCUCAAGGGUAUCUCGAUUUACUUAA